GCCAGCUUUACUCGGCUAUGGUGCCAACAUAUUCAAGAUUGAACCCAACCCAUCAUAAACUAUUACCAAAAAUCAUAACUUUUCGUAAAAGGGUUGCUUCAUUGCUCAUUAUUUUCCAUUUUUGCUUUCUGGGUAGCACCAAAAUUCAUCAUCGAGAUUGAUUCAGAGUAAACAACCAUGUCGGUGGAUCCACGGCCUGUGCUGGUGUUUAUGUUCAUCAUCAGCACCUGCAUUCUGGUCAUCAAUGGUGACACAGAUCCAAAUGAUGCUGCUGCUCUAAAGAAUCUGUUUCAAAGUAUGAGCUCAGCAUCCCAGCUAAAUUGGCCUGCAAAUGGUAAUGAUCCUUGUGGACAGUCUUGGAAAGGCAUCACUUGCUCAGGCAACCGAGUUACAGAGAUUAAAUUACCUGGCCUUGGACUAACUGGGACUUUGGGCUAUCUGCUACAAAGCUUGUCAUCUCUGACAAACCUAGAUCUGAGUAACAACAAUCUUGGUAACACCAUACCCUACAGCCUUCCUCAAAAUUUGAAGCACUUAAAUCUGGCUAAUAAUAAUUUCAAUGGGGGGAUACCUUAUUCUAUUUCUGAUAUGACUUCACUUGUAGACCUGAAUCUCGGUCACAAUCAGCUGCAGCAAGGACUGACUGUGGACUUUGAAAAGCUUUCUUCCCUCUCUACAUUGGAUGUCUCGUUUAAUUCCUUGACAGGUGACCUACCUCAGACUAUGAGCUCUCUUUCAAGCAUAACCACCAUGAACCUGCAGAGCAAUCAGUUUACAGGCACCAUUGAUGUCCUUGCUAAUCUCCCUCUUGAGACUUUGAAUGUCGAAAACAAUCAUUUUACCGGCUGGAUACCACAACAGCUGAAAGGCAUAAACCUACAAACGGGUGGUAAUACAUGGAGCUCGGGCCCUGCACCGCCACCUCCUCCGGGGACACCUACGGUUACAAAAGGCAACCGAGAUCACAAGUCUGGUGGGCAUAGCACCUCAUCAGGUGCUGGCACAAGUGAUGGAGGCAAAAAAUCUGGUAUUGGAGGUGGUGGCAUUGCUGGAAUAAUUAUCUCUAUCCUAGUUGUUGGGGCGAUAAUAGCAUUCUUUCUGGUAAAGAGAAGAUCCAAGAAGUCAAUUUCAGAUGUGGAAAAGCUUGAUAACCAGCCUUUGGCUCCUCUUACUUCAAAUGAAGUACAUGAAAUGAAUUCCAUGCAAACUUCUAGUGUGAUUGACUUGAAGACGUUUGAUACUUCUGCGGCCACAAUCAGUCUUAAACCCCCGCCUUUUGAUCGUCAUAAAUCAUUUGAUGAGGAUGAGUUUUCAAAGAAGCCAGCAAUUGUCAAGAAGACCAUAACUGCUCCAGCAAAUGUGAAAUCAUAUUCUAUAGCUGACCUGCAGAUUGCGACUGGAAGCUUCAGUGUGGACCAACUUCUUGGUGAGGGGUGUUUUGGACGUGUAUACCGUGCUCAAUUUGAUGAUGGAAAGGUUCUUGCUGUGAAGAAGAUAGAUUCAUUGGUCCUUCCCAAUGAUUCGUCUGAAGAUUUUGUAGAACUAGUUUCAAACAUCUCCCAUCUGCAUCAUCCCAAUGUGACAGAGCUUGUAGGUUAUUGUUCAGAGCAUGGACAACACCUCCUAGUCUAUGAGUUUCAUAAAAGUGGAUCACUGCAUGACUUCCUCCACCUACCUGAUGAGUAUAGCAAACCAUUAAUAUGGAAUUCACGUGUCAAGAUUGCAUUGGGGAUUGCACGUGCUCUAGAGUACUUACAUGAAGUUUGUUCACCAUCAGUUGUUCAUAAGAAUAUUAAAUCAGCCAACAUAUUACUUGAUGCUGAUAUUAAUCCUCAUCUUUCAGACAGUGGAUUGGCCAGCUAUAUUCCUGGUGCAAACCAGGUGCUAAUGAAUAAUGCUGGAUCUGGAUACGAAGCUCCGGAAGUUAGCUUGUCUGGUCAAUAUACUCUCAAGAGUGAUGUAUACGGCUUUGGAGUUGUCAUGUUGGAGCUUAUUAGUGGACGGAAACCAUUUGAUAGCUCAAGAUCAAGGUUUGAGCAGUCUUUGGUUCGAUGGGCAACACCUCAACUCCACGAUAUUGAUGCAUUGGCUAAAAUGGUUGAUCCUGCAUUAGAAGGGCUAUACCCUGUUAAGUCUCUUUCUCGAUUUGCUGAUGUCAUUGCUCUUUGUGUUCAGCCGGAACCUGAAUUCCGACCACCUAUGUCAGAAGUGGUUCAAGCACUGGUUCGAUUAGUGCAACGAACUAACAUGAGCAAGCGGACACAAGGAGGAACCCCAAGAGCGGGUGAUGUUCCAGACACACAAGACUUCUAAAUGGGAACAAAAUCCUUGUGUUGAUAGAAUGGCUAAAAAAGGAAAAUAAUGUUCACCUUAUUUUCAUCAUUUCUUUUUUUUCUGAGUUAGAUUAAUUAUACCGUUGAUCAUUGAAGCUGGACAACUGUUGAUGUAUAUUUCUGAGCGAUUUCUUUUAUUGGUGAUAAAAAUUUCAAUAAUUUAUCCGUUUGUAAAAUUGAAUCUGGACGGUAGCCAUUUUGUUGUAAUAACUAGGAAUCAUAACAAGAUUUUUAUACUAUUGUUAUUAUAUUUAUGGGUGCAAUUUUUAUUUA
This is a messenger RNA of Lotus japonicus, 2606 nucleotides long. RefSeq names its product protein STRUBBELIG-RECEPTOR FAMILY 6. Gene Ontology annotation, biological process: protein phosphorylation. The record is from RefSeq and is a predicted model, not a curated record. The coding region runs from base 178 to 2313 and encodes 711 amino acids. Gene Ontology annotation, molecular function: protein kinase activity; protein binding; ATP binding. The transcript is spliced from 16 exons. NCBI's taxonomy places the organism in Eukaryota, Viridiplantae, Streptophyta, Magnoliopsida, Fabales, Fabaceae.